Mytilus trossulus (common blue mussel) is the source of this 1803-nucleotide messenger RNA. Its product is annotated as ankyrin repeat and KH domain-containing protein 1-like. The transcript is spliced from 3 exons. Lineage: Eukaryota; Metazoa; Mollusca; Bivalvia; Mytilida; Mytilidae. The record is from RefSeq and is a predicted model, not a curated record. Gene Ontology annotation, molecular function: protein binding. Gene Ontology annotation, cellular component: nucleus; cytoplasm. The coding region runs from base 1 to 1803 and encodes 600 amino acids.
AUGAAAACAGUUUUGGACAGCAUAGUCGGAACUUACGUAAUGAAGAUAGGAAACGAAUAUAGGGUGAUACAUGACCAAAUGUUUGAUUUUAUGUGCUGCUAUUUUGAUUACAAGGAUCCAAUGAUCAGAUGUAUAUUACGUUAUUCAGACAUUCGAGUUUUCAAUCAACGAACACAGCUAGAAUCUAUUAAUGAACAACAUGGCAAAUUUACUAUAAUGAUAUCAAAGAAGCAUGAAAAAGAAUAUUAUGAGAGAAUAAAGAAUGAGAUACAACUUGGAAAGAUGAAUCAAUGUUUCUAUAAUACACAAAUGAAGUAUGAAGUUUAUAGAACUUCUUUCCUCAAAACAUUAAAGUCGAUAGACGACACGGUUUUUAAUCGAUUAAACGUUACAAAUGCAGAUUCAAUUGAAACAAUGGCAUUUGAAGAUUGUUCAGAUGAUGAAUAUCAGCAUGAUUGUUGUGAUUCUGAUGAUUAUGAGGAUGAUAAUGACGAUGAUGAAGGACCUUUUAUAAAAUCAUGCUUACGAGGAUAUUAUGAUAUAGUUCAAUACUUUAUUUCUAAAAGUGUUGAUAGAAAGAGUUGUGACUCGAUUCAUUCACCUCUGACUGCUGCCUGUAAGGGAGGAAAUGAGAAGAUAGUACAGUUACUUAUAGACAAAGGAUGUGAUGUUAACCAGGUUGAUUUUUUGGACAACACACCCCUGACUGCUGCCUGUAGUAGAGGAAAUGAGGAGAUAGUACAGUUACUUAUAUGCAAAGGAAACAAUGUUAACCAGGCUUAUGGUAGGGGAUAUACACCUCUGACUACUGCCUGUCGUGGAGGAACUGUGGAGAUAGUAAAAUUACUUAUAGACAAAGGAAGUGAUGUUAACAAGGUUGAUUAUAGGGGAUAUACACGUCUGACUGCUUCCUGUAUUGGUAGAAAUGAGGAGAUAGUACAGUUACUUAUAGACAAAAGAAGUUAUGUUAACCAGGUUGAUGGUAGUGGAAAUACACCUCUGACUGCUAGCUGUUUAAAAGGAAAUAAGAAGACAGUACAGUUACUUAUAGACAAAGGAAGUGAUGUUAACCAGGUUGAUGAUAGGAGAUAUACACCUCUGACAGCUGCCUGUAAGGGAGGAAGAAAUGAAAAGAUAGUACAGUUACUUAUAGACAAAGGAAGUGAUGUUAACCAGGUUGAUGGUAUGGGAUAUACAUCUCUGACAGCUGCCUGUAAGGGAGGUAAUGAAAAGAUAGUACAGUUACUUAUAGACAAAGGAAGUGAUUUUAACCAGGUUGAUGGUAGGAGAUGUACACCUCUGACUGCUGCCUGUAGUUGGAGAGAUGCGAAGAUUGUACAGUUACUUAUAGAAAAAGGAAGUGAUGUUAACCAGGUUGAUGGUAGGAGAUAUACACCUCUGACUGCUGCCUGUAUUACUGGAAAUACAAAGAUAGUACAGUUACUUAUAGACAACGGAAGUGAUGUUAACCAGGUUGGUGUUAGUGCAUAUACACCUCUGAUUGCUGUCUGUAUUUAUGAAAAUACACAGAUAGUACAGUUACGUAUAGACAACAGAAGUGAUGAUAACCAGGUUGGUCGUAUGGGAUAUACACCUCUGAGUGCUGCCUGUAUUAGUGGAAAUGAGAAGAUAGUUGGUUAUAUAGGAUGUACACCUCUGACUGCUGCCUGUAGUGGAAAAAAUGAGAAUAUAGUACAGUUACUUAUAGACAACGGAAGUGAUGUUAAACAGUUUGGUAGUAGUGGAUAUACACCUCUGACUGCUGCCUGUAGAGAACUGAGAAGACAGUACAGUUACUUAUAG